AUGGUGCUGCUCAGGCCCCUGGUGCUUCUUCUUGCUCUGGUUGUCUCUGACCUCCACUGCCUGCCCUGGUUCACAAAUGUCUCUGAGAGCCAGGGACCUGGCACCAUCCUUCAGUCUUUCUCCUUCAACUGCUCUUCACACACACCCACCCUGGAGUUGCUCCAUGUGCAGCCACCCACCACCUUCUUCAACCCACCUAGCCUAACUAGAUGGCAGGGGAUCUAUGUGGGAAAGAUGACCUUGAGCAGCUCAGCCCGGCUGGAUGCCCUGACAGUGAACCACUAUGAGCUGCAGCUGCGGUUCACAUGUGGCAACCAUGUGAUGGAGGGACCACUCUCUGUGGAUGUGCAGCGGGACCCUGGCCGUAUCCAGUGUGCUGGUCGAUUUGCCAGCCCAGCUGGGGAAAUCAUUCAAGUGCCAGAAACUGUCAAACCUGGGGCCUGGCUGUACACUCUGCUGCUCCCAGGCCAGGGAGCCCAGAUGAGCAUCACCAGUGCCCAGGAUCCGCCAUACUUCCCUGGACCUUUCUCUAUCAAUGGGCAGGGUUGGCUGCAGGCACCAUCCCAGGGCCUCAAAGGCCAGGCUCAAAAGGUCUUCCAGCUUCAGAUCCUGGUGACCUUUGGACAAGGCCGAAGCUGCAGUGGGAUGCUGACAGUGAAAGUUUUGCCUGCUCCCUCCAGACAGGUCUCCUUCCUGCAGCAAGCCCAGAAUAUCACCAUCCCGGAGAACCUGGUCCCCGGAAGUAAGGUGGUUCAGGUCCAGGCCCGGGGCUUCGAUGUGCGCUACGAAAUCCUCUCCCCAGUACCCUGCCGGCUCUUCUCCAUCGGACGCGUCGACGGAGUCGUCCGGACAACCUCGCCCCUGGAGCUGGCUCAAGCCCCAGACGCCGCGGUCACUAGGCUAAGGGUGAAGGCCUUUGAGUGGCUCUGGCCGUGGGCCAGCGCCGAGCUUGAUUUCAGGGUGGACGUGCAGUCGGUCAACCGCUGGGCCCCGCGCUGCACACCAGCGCUGCUGGUGACUCAAAUCCCCGAGACCACGCCUGUGGGCACUGUGCUGAAUACCUUCACUUGCACCGACCCUGAAUCUCCUGGCUCCACCCUGGACUACCAGCUGCUGUUCCACAGCCCUGCUGACGCAGCCAGCCUCUGCCUUCAAGACAGAGUCCUGGAGGUGAAUGCCACACUGGACUGUGACACUCCUGGCGCCUGCUUUCAUCAUGCAGCUUCCAUCCUGGUGCUUGAUAGUGGUCAGCCUCCAAUGACCACUGAGGUGCCAGUACUGGUGAUGGUGACACCUGUCAACGAGUUCUCCCCAGCCUGUGUCCCACGCACAUUCCGGGUUCGUGAGGAUGCAGGGCCCCACGCUCUUCUGGGCUCUGUGGUGGGCAAGGACAUGGAUUACCCGCACGACAGCAUUGAGUACUCCAGCCCUGGCGGGUCUGCCACUUUUGCUGUGGACCGUCUCAGCGGGGAGGUUCGCCUCCUGGGGCCUUUGGACUAUGAGCUGCAGAAGUUCCACAGGCUCACUGUCCUGCUGACUGACCAUAGCCAAGACCAGGACCCUACCUGCCACCGCUCCGGCUCUUGCACCAUUACCAUUGAGGUGGAGGAUGUGAACGACCAUGCCCCCGAGUGUGAGCCCCCAUUUCAGGAGCUCACCAUCCACACUCACCUGGGCCGCAGCAUGGAGGUGACCAGGAUGUCAUGUCGGGUUCCCCAAGAGCCACAGCGCCUGGCUUUCUCCUACAGCAUUGUGGGAGGAAAUAGUCGGAGCCAAUUCAGCCUGCAAGGAGCUGUCCUGGUGCACAACGACCCCAUGUUGGGGCCCUCCUGGCCAGAGCAGCCCCAUACUUAUGAGCUAUUGAUCCGUGUGGCUGAUGCAGGUCCCUCCACCCCCCACCUCAGCACCACAGCCACUAUCAUUGUGCAUCUAGUUCCCUGGAGGGCCAGCACAGUGGCCACCAGCACCCACAGAGCCACAGUGACUUCAAUGAUGACACCCCUGCUUGUGACAGACACGGAGGCUUUCUGGCAGCCGGAGCCCUGGUUUGUGGUGGUGCUGACAGUGACCAGUGCCCUUCUCCUCUUGGCUCUGGGCUGGCUCCUCAGCAGGCUCCUGCGGGGGUUGGCCCAGGUGCUACAGGCACCAAGCAAACCAACCCAGGCUCUACUGCUAAACAGUAUCCAGGGAGCUGAGGGGUCUGUUGAGGGGUUCAUGGAGCCACCAAGGAUGGAGACACCCCAGGCACUCAGCAGUGUCAUAAGCCUGCAGCAUUUUGAUGGCAGAGCACAGGACCCCUGUACAGGCAGAGAUUACCUGUUCAACACGCACACAGGAGCCCGGCGCUGGCUCUGAGGCCAAGAAGCUGCAUCAUAUUUGUGGAAUUUCUUCUUCACAUGAUUAUGUGUUUUCAAGUUGAUUCAAUAAUAAACAAAAUUACAAACAGAA
Messenger RNA from Kogia breviceps (pygmy sperm whale), 2448 nucleotides. NCBI's taxonomy places the organism in Eukaryota, Metazoa, Chordata, Mammalia, Artiodactyla, Physeteridae. The record is from RefSeq and is a predicted model, not a curated record.